Messenger RNA from Pangasianodon hypophthalmus (striped catfish), 1244 nucleotides. It is a transcript of the gene grb2a, whose product is annotated as growth factor receptor-bound protein 2a. The transcript has 6 exons. Gene Ontology annotation, molecular function: protein binding. Bases 304 to 957 code for a protein of 217 amino acids. Lineage: Eukaryota; Metazoa; Chordata; Actinopteri; Siluriformes; Pangasiidae. The record is from RefSeq and is a predicted model, not a curated record.
CCUCUCGGGUAAGUGACAGGUUCUGAGACGGAGAGGAGCUCGUGCUGUUCGCGAGCACGAUUUUGGAUUAAAAUCUAUGUAAAUAUAUGUAAAUAUAUGUAAAUAAUUAUAAAUAUACAGAUAAAUAUUUCAUCCUGAAGUGUUUAUUACUCGGCGUUUGUCUUCAUUCGGGGUUUUAAACAGCAGGAAGUGAAUCUAAAGCGCUGUUUGUUUGCGGAGGCUCCAGAUUUCAGGCAGCAGCUGCUGAAGCUGAAUAUUGUCUCCUCCAGCACGUGAUCAGUGACGCGAGUCGGAGCCUCUGUCAUGGAGGCCAUCGCCAAGUACGACUUCAACGCCACUGCAGACGAUGAGCUGAGCUUCAAACGUGGAGAGAUACUGAAGGUGUUAAAUGAAGAAUGCGAUCAGAACUGGUAUAAAGCUGAGCUUUAUGGGAAAGAAGGGUUUAUCCCCAAAAACUACAUUGAGAUGAAGCCGCACCCGUGGUUUUAUGGGAAGAUGCCGCGGGCGAAAGCGGAGGAGAUGCUGAACAAACAGAGACACGACGGAGCUUUUCUCAUCCGAGAGAGCGAGAGCGCGCCGGGAGAUUUCUCCCUCUCCGUCAAGUUUGGGAACGACGUGCAGCACUUUAAGGUUCUGAGGGACGGAGCAGGGAAAUACUUCCUGUGGGUGGUGAAGUUUAACUCUCUGAACUCUCUGGUGGAUUAUCACCGCUCCACAUCCGUCUCCCGAAACCAGCCCAUCUUCCUGCGCGACAUCGAACAGGUGCCACAGCACGCGUCCUACGUGCAGGCUCUGUUCGAUUUCGACCCUCAGGAGGACGGCGAGCUCGGGUUCCGCCGCGGAGAUCUCGUGCAGGUCCUGGACAACUCGGACCCGAACUGGUGGAAAGGGGCGUGUCACGGACAGACCGGAAUGUUCCCUCGGAAUUACGUCACUCCGGUCACGCAGCACAUGUAAACACACGUGUAACUACAAUAACAACAAUCAUUUAAAAAACAAACAAACAAACACAUAAACAGUCGGAGAAGCGGAAAUGUAAUGUAAGGAAAGCAAAUUAGGACUUCCUGCUGGAUCGCCAUGGAAACCAAGAGGCUUGGGAUCAGGGCCUCGGCAGAGUUCUGCUCUGUGAUUGGUGGAUGGUGCUGGAAGCUGAUUGGCUGGAAGGGAACUGCUGCUUUCUGCUACACUACACACUCGGCACUAAACAUAAAAAAAUAAAAAAUAUUAUGACUGGCAAAAAAAAA